AUGUCCCGGGGCGAACAGGUUGACCCCGUGGUCUGGCGCUCCUCGCGCCUCCCCACUGCCGCGUCUCGCGACAGGAAGAGCCGAUUGCCUUACGGGAGAGCCAACAGUCUGGCCAAGCCCGACUCGUCUCCUAGGUUACCAGGCCCCUCCAGGGUUCCUGCUGCAGGCAGCGGGGCCUCCAGGAGCCCGGGCUCCUCCAACCUCAACCGUCGCAGCCAGAGCUUCAACAGCAUCGACAAGAGCAAGCCUCUUCAGUAUGCCAGCGGCAACGACAGAGAAUCGGUGAGGGGUAUCCCAGCACCGGGUGGGAUGAAUGGGAGCGGUAUCGGUGGGACAGUUCCCACCAGCCUCAGCGGGCAGCAGCUGGCCUCUGCCAUCCCCUCACCCACCGCCGGCAAGUCCUGGCGCAGCAAGUCCAUGAACCUUAAGCACAGUGCCACGUCGUCCAUGCUGGCGAGCCCCACACACUCGACCUCCCCCACCCACUCACCCCAGGGCUCUGAAGGCGGCUUCCCACAUGGAGGGGACGGGUCAAAAGCUGGAGCCGGUGGAGCUGGACCCCAGAGGUCCAUGCUGGAGAAGUUCCGUUUAAUUAACCCCAGAUCGGCUUCACGGGCCUCUCCAUCUAUGGCGGAGAUGGCUCUGCAGGAGGAAGAUGAUCUAUCGGAGUACGGCGAGGAUGUAUUGACCCCCACGGGGUCUGUGUGCAGCAGUGGUAGUAGCAGUGCUACAACCAAACAAAUGCCUACAAAGACCCCCGCAUCAUCCCUCACUGCAGCAAGCAAAACCUCCCCCUCCUCUUCAUUUUCUAAAUCAUCUGCCAACAGCAGCAGGUCCACCUCCGCGUCCAAAGACAAGGAGGAUAAAAGCAAGUUUGGGAAAUCCAAGGACAACUCUCCACCCAAAGAGGAGCGUGAGUCAUUCACAGACCCCACCAAGAAGAACUCCAAAAUUGCCAGCCUCAUCCCCAAGGGAGGGAAGCCUUCGUCGGGAAAGAAAGAUGGUAGCAGCAUCCCUAAGCCGGGACUUAAAGCUCCCUCCACUGCAACAUCCAAGAGUCAGUCUCAGAGCCAAAGUCAGUCCAACUUAAACAGCAGCGGCAACAUAAGGGGCGGGGACGGGGAGAAAGCCAAGCUGACGAAAGGAGGGCAGGGUGGGAGCUUCUACAUACAGCGCUCCAUCGGGGGCCCAGAGGGGAAAAGGACCAGCAUGACCUCCUCCACCAGCACCUCCGCCCUGUCCGGGUCCAGUGGGAUGCUGGCAGGGGGAGGAGGUGGUGGUGGAGGAGGUGGAGGCGCGCUUGGUGGUAAUGGAGUAGUUCAGCUUCCUCAGCAGCAGCAGCACAACCAUCCCAACACUGCCACUGUGGCCCCCUUCAUGUACAGGACAUUCUCAGAAAACGACUGCACCAUGGUGGCCCCAGCCGACCCCUGCCUCAGCCCCACCAAGGGAGAGCUGGUCUACAGCAAGACAGCCAAACAGUGCCUGGAGGAGAUAUCAGGACUACCGCCGCCUGCUGGCAUGAAGAGAUAUUUCCUCUCAGGCCUGUGCAGAAGGUACGUGGUGGUUGGCCGUCGUCUGUAA
This is a messenger RNA of Labrus bergylta (ballan wrasse), 1584 nucleotides long. Lineage: Eukaryota; Metazoa; Chordata; Actinopteri; Labriformes; Labridae. The record is from RefSeq and is a predicted model, not a curated record.